This is a messenger RNA of Drosophila bipectinata, 1788 nucleotides long. Its product is annotated as tRNA (cytosine(72)-C(5))-methyltransferase NSUN6. Gene Ontology annotation, molecular function: RNA methyltransferase activity; RNA binding. The record is from RefSeq and is a predicted model, not a curated record. Gene Ontology annotation, biological process: RNA methylation. Lineage: Eukaryota; Metazoa; Arthropoda; Insecta; Diptera; Drosophilidae.
AAAUCCAAAGUGGUCUAACAAAAUUGGUCUAACCGAACUUCCUAGGCAGAGGAGUCAUCCAAGAGGUUGAAAUUAGGCUUAUGUGAAGAAUGUGGACAAGGCCUCCUGGAGACACCACUUAAAAAAACGCGGCCCACACUACCUCAAAGGUGGUGUGGAAAAGAGUGUUUUUGGAAUGGAAGAAGUGGGAAAUUUUCUUCAUAGCCCUGGUAACACUGAACAAACUAAAACCAACCACGCCACAAAAAUUUCAAAACAAAAACAGACGCACUAAUCUGGACUUCGAGUAGGCACAAAAACGACCAACUGAACGUUUUACAUACUUUGAAUUUUCCUGGGUUUUUACUGCUGCCGUAGGCAUUAUUUCUUGGGCUCACAUGCACUACCCAAAAUCGCCGUUUCUAAGCUGUCCGCAUUUGGAAGCGGAAAUUUUGAAAGAAAACUCCACAGCUCUUGCUCCUCUUCUGGAAUGGCUCUGCGUUGCACCACGAACCACUACGUACAGGAUAAACACUCUACGUUCAACAGUGGCUGAUUUUAAAAAAAUUGUUUUAGACACACUCGUAACCCGUUAUGGAAGUGGCGCUCCUAAGGUCUAUGGUCUUAACAGCCUACCCGAGGUUCUUUGCAUUGAUCCAUUGAAUUCAGACCACGUGGAGAAUGUUUCGGACCCUACACUAAAAGAGGUCAUCGUAGAUUCAACUUGUGGUGCUGCACUUUUGCGUGGAGCCCACAUAUAUGCCCCCGGGGUUGUCGCUAUGGAACAUCAUACUAGAUUUGAGGAGUUGGUGAACAUCUUUGCGGAUCUGAGUGGAAAAUGCAAGAGAGGUACGGCUGUAAGAUUUGGCAGUGCAGAAAAAAUUUUCUUGGGAAAAGGGAAGGUACUAAUGCGGCGACAUCAACUAUUUAAUGAUGACGAGCCUGCAACCGGAGUAGCUGUGGAAAUGAUGUCAACUAUCAGCGGUGUGAUACCAGGACUAGGAAACUUGAGCUGUGCAGACGCCCUGCUACAAAAUCUUCCUUCAAUUGUAUGCGUACGAGUCCUGGAUCCGCAACCUGGAGAGGUCGUCUUAGAUAUGUGCGCUGCACCUGGCAACAAAACAACCCACAUAGCUGAGCUAAUGGGCGACUAUGGUUGCGUGAUGGCAUUGGACAAUUCGAAGAACCGCGUUCAAGCCAUGCGGUCCAAGUUGGAUUACUAUAGGAGUAUUCAGUUACACGUCUUUGACUCGACAAAGGCAGUGGAUUCGCAAGCCACUACAAUUUCCGCACCGCCAUUUCCAUGCGCUAGCUUCGAUCGAAUUUUAUUGGAUGCCCCUUGCAGCGGUCUUGGUAAUCGCCCCCAACUUGCAAGCCAAAUUAAACAGCCGAAAAUCUUAAAGUCAUAUCCAAAUGUUCAAAGGCGCCUUUUUACACAGGCAGUCCAACUGUUGCGAGAUGGCGGGACUCUAGUUUACAGUACCUGCACAGUUACUGAGUCGGAAUGUGAAGGUAUUGUGGCUUGGGCUUUGAGCAAAUUUCCAGACCUGAAAUUGGUAGAAGCGACGCCACGCUGGGGAGGCCCCGGUUUACCUCUAGAAAACCUAGAAGCAUCACAAUUAUCAAUGCUGCAACGCUUUGGACCAAACAAAGAACACCAUAAAGAUGAAUUUGAUACUGUUGGAUUUUUCAUUGCUAAAUUUCAAAAACAUAAAUAAGGUGUACUUUGACUUACUGCGUUCAUUAUUUUUUUAAUUUUGGUCAAAAGUGUGCAACGCAGUGCAGGAGACAUUUCCGACCCUAUAAAGU